This is a messenger RNA of Archocentrus centrarchus (flier cichlid), 3323 nucleotides long. RefSeq lists its product as uncharacterized. Gene Ontology annotation, cellular component: nucleus. Gene Ontology annotation, biological process: regulation of transcription by RNA polymerase II. The record is from RefSeq and is a predicted model, not a curated record. The transcript is spliced from 6 exons. Bases 347 to 2416 code for a protein of 689 amino acids. NCBI's taxonomy places the organism in Eukaryota, Metazoa, Chordata, Actinopteri, Cichliformes, Cichlidae.
CUCAGCAGGAAGGUGGCGUCCAUGAUGACAACUUUAAAACACCGAUGGUAGCAGCAGGUCGGGGUUUUACCUGGUGGAUUUCACCUCAGCGGAAAUGUUCACGAGUCGUCAUCGCGUCGAGUAUCGGCAGCGUUUCGCAGCAGCUUAGCGGGCCGACGUCUGCUUGCUGUCCGGCUAGCAUGAGCCGGGCCUGGCGCGGCUGCUGUUUACAUCCAGUCCGGGCCAUGGGCCUGGAGAGCCGCGUUAGCUAACCGCGCUACUCGCGCUGCUCCCGGGAAGGUGUCACCCUAAAGCACGCAGUGUCAGGUCCGGGGAGGUCCACCCCAGCCGCCGAUACCUCAGGGUGAUGGACGUGUCCUCCCAGGAUCCUCCUCUCAUGGCAAUGGACCUGUCAAAGAGUUACAACCCGCUGACCCGCAGCCACGCUGAAGCCAUGGACCUGGCCAAGAAGCCCGAGUGGUACCACAGACGCCCGCCGAGCUGCAGCACAGACCUCGCCUCCUCGUACAGACCCAGAGCCUCAUCCUCCUACGGCUCACUCGCCACUCAGCCGGGAGCUCCCAUGCGCUGCAGAGACAUGGAGGACAGCCCAGAGUCUUUGGGGGGUUACAUGAACUCAACGCUGGCUCCAGGUCUGGAUCUGUACCAUGAUGGAGUCCACGGUGGUCUGUGGCAUCCGGGUUUCUAUGGGCCUGAGCAGAGCGGUGGCCCGGUUCCUGAAAGCAGCGGCGGAGAGGAGAGUGACAGCGGCUCUGAUGUCAUCUUUCUUGUCUCCUCUGCGAAGGAGCCGCUCCUGUGCGGUUCUUUCAUCCAGGAUGGCGUGACACACAUGGUGGAGCCCCUGUCCCCCGCUGCGUCCUCACUUGACGAGGAGCGAGGGUGUUACCACCUACCUCAACCUCUGAGUUCGCCCAGUCCUGACAGCUCAUACUCGGAUGACUCCUCGGACAGCUCGGUGGACAUUCCCGUACAUCACACCCGGCCUGUAGUUCUCCUGUCGGACCUCGGUGCCGUUUACAGCAACCCUGCUGAAUCUGCCGUCGACGUUUCCAGCGACGACAGCGACGUCAUCGAAGUUUCCGUAACUGAGCAGAAGAAUAAAAACAACUGCUACCAGAAAACUUCUCCUCCUCAUAGUGAGAGCGAAAAAGCUCCGCAAAGAGAAGUCCGCCGCAGCGCUCGGAUACGAAAGCCGGUUUCUGAAAUCCUGCCGUUCACCUAUAGCGUAUCUCGCCACAGCUUGAGCAGGCGAGCCAAACACGACGCUGUGGGUAUAUACAAUGAGAGCUGCGACUCCGAUGAUGUGAUGGACUACGCCUUGAGGGUGUCUAGCUCAGACGACUCACCAGUAAAGUCGCCACAAAGAGAGAGCUGCAAUUCAGAGGAGUCUGACGCAGAUGUUCGGAUGGACAGGAAGUCCCCGGAGAGGGAGAAGCAGCAGCAGCAGCCUCGCUGCAAAGCUUCAAAUGCGAAAAGCAUUAAACGCAAACAAAAGAAGUCGCUUGUGGCUCCUAAAACAAAAAAAUUAAGAAGAACAAAUCAGAAACAGCACUGCAGGAUCCCACCACCACAUCCAAAGUCCUCUGCCUACAGGGGUGCAGUGGCUAACAAAAAAACUGUCACAAGGCGGCGGAGAAAACACUGCCAUCAGACUGGGCCUUCGCCGCUGUUUUCUCCUAGAGAGCCUGAGAUAAAGCUCAAGUAUUUGAAUGCUAAAGAGGACAAAAAGGAGAAGAAAUCCUACGCUUUCUGCCCGUUUGUUCACAUGGAGCGGCAGGCAUGCACCGUGGUCAACUACCAGGAGGAGGAGGCAACAGUUCGGCGCAGUGGAGGAGGACAGCAGGUUGCUUGCAGGGCUCUGUCCGGGUUUGUUCCCAACACUUCCUGUUUCCAGCUGGGACGGCUCAGCUCGGAGAGCCGGUCUGAGUCGUCAUUGUUCUGCUGCCUGUGCGGCCACACUGCCAACGUCAUGGGCCUCGGGGACCUUCACGGGCCAUACUAUCCCAGUGUGGACGGUCAGAAGGAGGAGCUAAACGGACUCUAUAAAAGCAGUUUGGUGAAUUCCUCAGAUGACAAUGGAGCUGCUGACAGCAACGCCCCCCUAAAGGUUUCUCUUCGACUGAACGAGUGCUGGAUCCAUGAGGACUGCGGCAUCUGGUCCGCCGGCAUCUUUCUUAUCCGAGGAAAGCUGUACGGGUUGGAGGAGGCGGCGCGGCUCGCACAGGAAACGAUUUGUGCCACCUGCCAGCAAACAGGCGCAAUAAUGGGCUGUUUCCAGAAGGGCUGCCCCAGGAAUUAUCACUACAGAUGUGCCAUCCAGUCAGGCUGCGUCCUCAAUGAGGAGAACUUCUCAAUGAGAUGUCCAGAGCACAAGAACAAACCGUUCACAAGUGCAACCAGACAGCAGAAGAGGUGACACAGAAGACACGAGAGGGCUCUGGAGAUCUCCUCAGGGUGCGACAGGCUGCCUGACUUCACCUCAGCUGUUUAUCUCUCUUUUUUUUUCCUUUCUUCUUCUUUUGUAAACACUAAUUAAAGUGUGUGUGUGUGUGUGUGUGUGUGUGUGUGUGCGUGCUUGCGUGCGUGCGCUUGGGUGCGUGUGUGUGUGCUCAAGCAGAAGAAGAAAUCUUCUGGUAAGGUUUCACCCAUCACGACAGACAAGCAGGAAGCAGGGGGCCACUUUGGGUUGAUUUUCUGGGCUUUAACAGGCACUCACUCCUUACUCCUUACCGAGCUGAGAGUGUGUGUGUGUGUGUGUGUGUGUGUGUGUGUGUGUGUGUUAUUUAUUCCUCCUCCUGGAUAUCCACACUUGGACUGGUUUAUUAUUUGAACAUUGUUAGAGUUUAAAUAAGCUUUAUUGAUGUGUGGUAUAGAGUAUGAUAUCUUUAUAUAAGGCCACUUUUUUCUACUGUUUUUGUACUACUUUUCUAUUCCUGUUCAGUCAUAACAUAAUUUAUUUUCCUCCAGUUGCAUGCACGGCUGUUUGCUAUGAUGCACUUUAUAGUCUAAUUUUACUAGUUAUUACUCAGCUGUUAUUUAUGUCCAUCUGUUCUUCCCUUUUCUACUUAAAUUAUUUAAAUUUAAUAUAAAGCCGCACUAAGCUGAGAUUCACAGUUAGAAAUGAGGACGUCCUGUCCUCGCUGACGGAGAUAACAAGCUGCACAUUCACCGUAUUCAAGCACAUUUCACUUAGCGGUGUCAGGAGUAGGGUUUAAUAUUUUUCCCGAAAAUGACAUGAAUCAAAUCCCGGGAAAUGACGAGCCAUUUCCCGGGAAUCCCGGGAAAAAGUUUAUUUAUUUUUUUAUUUUAAUUAGGCCUUCUGU